Molecule: messenger RNA, 4112 nt
Organism: Onychostruthus taczanowskii (white-rumped snowfinch)
Lineage: Eukaryota; Metazoa; Chordata; Aves; Passeriformes; Passeridae
Gene: IFT122
Product: intraflagellar transport 122
Exons: 29
Coding region: 109-3768 (1219 amino acids)
Biological process (GO): non-motile cilium assembly; intraciliary retrograde transport; protein localization to cilium
Cellular component (GO): intraciliary transport particle A; non-motile cilium
Molecular function (GO): protein binding
Source: RefSeq, a predicted model, not a curated record
CGGGCCGGCGCUGUGGCCCGGCCGUGAGGGCGGCGCCGAGCCGUGCCGGGCCGUACCGAGCCGUGCGGGGCCGUACCGAGCCGUGCGGGGCCGUGCCGGGUCCGAGGGAUGCGGGCCGCGCUCACCUGGCGCGACAGGGCCGAGCAGUGCAUUUACGACCUCGCGUUCAAGCCGGAUGGGACCCAGCUGAUCAUUGCUGCUGGAAACAGGCUGCUGGUGUAUGAUACUUCUGAUGGAACCCUAAUUCAGCCUUUGAAGGGCCAUAAAGACACUGUGUACUGCGUGGCUUAUGCCAAAGAUGGCAAGCGUUUCGCAUCUGGCUCUGCUGAUAAAAGUGUGAUAAUUUGGACUUCAAAGUUAGAAGGAAUUCUGAAGUACACGCAUAAUGACUCUAUCCAGUGCGUUUCAUACAAUCCUCUCACUCAUCAGCUGGCAUCCUGCUCCUCUGGGGAUUUUGGCUUGUGGUCUCCUGAACAGAAGUCAGUCUCUAAACAUAAAACAAGUAGCAGGAUUACUUGCUGUAGCUGGACAAAUGAUGGCCAGUACCUUGCUUUGGGGAUGUUCAAUGGCAUUGUCAGCAUAAGGAACAAAAAUGGUGAUGAGAAAGUGAAAAUAGAGAGGCCAGGGGGCUCUUCCUCUCCAGUAUGGUCAAUUUGUUGGAAUCCUUCCAGAGAUGAACGAAAUGACAUUUUAGCUGUGGCAGACUGGGGUCAGAAACUUUCCUUUUACCACCUGAGUGGCAAGCAGAUUGGGAAGGACAGAGUGCUCAAUUUUGACCCGUGCUGCAUCAGCUACUUUACUAAAGGAGAGUAUCUCUUGCUGGGAGGGUCAGACAGACAGGUUUCUCUCUUCACAAGGGACGGGGUGCGCCUGGGCACUGUGGGAGAGCAGAGCAGCUGGGUGUGGGCCUGCAAAGUUAAACCAGACUCCAACUAUGUGUCAUCAUAUAUAAACACCACACACUCUGCCAGUCCUCACCUGAAGUCAUUCCCUCGUGGUGUUCAGGCAGUGGGGUGUCAGGAUGGAACCAUCUCCUUCUACCAGCUGAUUUUCAGCACUGUCCAUGGCCUCUAUAAAGACCGCUACGCCUACAGGGACAACAUGACCGACGUUAUUGUCCAGCACCUCAUCACGGAGCAAAAAGUUAGGAUAAAAGGCAGAGAGCUUGUGAAGAAAAUUGCAAUCUACAAAAACAGAUUAGCCAUCCAGAUGCCAGAGAAAAUCCUCAUUUACGAGUUGUACUCGGAUGACUCUGCAGAUAUGUACUAUCGGGUGAAGGAAAAGAUCAUAAAGAAAUUUGAAUGUAACUUGCUGGUGGUGUGUUCAGAUCACAUUAUUUUAUGCCAGGAGAAGAGAUUGCAGUGCCUCUCAUUUAGUGGCGUUAAAGAACGAGAAUGGCUGAUGGAAUCUCUUAUUCGUUACAUUAAAGUAAUUGGAGGGCCUCCAGGAAGAGAAGGCCUCUUAGUUGGUCUAAAGAAUGGUCAGAUCCUGAAGAUCUUCGUGGACAACGCGCUGGCCAUCGUGCUGCUGAAGCAGGCCACGGCCGUGCGCUGCCUGGACAUGAGCGCGUCCCGCAGCAAGCUGGCCGUGGUGGACGAGAACGACACCUGCCUCGUCUACGACAUCCACACCAAGGAGCUGCUCUUCCAGGAACCCAAUGCUAAUAGUGUGGCCUGGAAUACCCAGUGUGAGGAUAUGCUUUGCUUUUCUGGAGGGGGUUACCUCAAUAUCAAAGCCAGCAACUUCCCUGUCCACCAGCAAAAACUGCAAGGCUUUGUUGUGGGUUACAAUGGCUCCAAGAUCUUCUGCCUUCAUGUUUUCUCUAUGUCAGCAGUUGAAGUUCCGCAGUCUGCACCCAUGUAUCAAUAUCUGGAGCGAAAAAUGUUUAAAGAAGCCUAUCAAAUUGCAUGCUUAGGAGUGACUGAUGCUGACUGGAGAGAGCUGGCCAUGGAAGCCUUGGAAGGGCUGGAGUUUGAAACUGCUAAAAAGGCAUUUACCAGAGUACGAGACCUUCGAUAUCUAGAACUGAUCAGCAGCAUAGAGGAUCGGAAAAAGCAGGGAGAGAACAACCACGAGCUGUUCCUGGCAGAUGUUUAUGCCUACCAGGGGAAAUUCCAGGAGGCAGCGAAGCUGUACAAGAGGAGCGGCCGCGAGAGCCUGGCCCUGGAGAUGUACUCGGAGCUGCGCAUGUUCGACCACGCCAAGGAAUUUCUGGGAUCUGGAGAUCCCAAAGACACGAAGAUGCUGAUAAAAAAGCAAGCAGACUGGGCCAAGGAUAUCAAUGAACCCAAGGCAGCAGUGGAGAUGUACCUCUCUGCUGGAGAGCACAUGAGGGCCAUCGAAAUCAGCGGCGACCACGGCUGGGUGGAUAUGUUAAUCGAAAUUGCUCGAAAACUGGAUAAAGCUGAGCGUGAGCCUUUGGCCAAAUGUGCCUUCUAUUUUAAGCAACUUGACAACCCUGGCUAUGCUGCAGAAACCUACAUGAAGGUUGGUGACCUGAAAGCAUUGGUCCAGCUCCACGUGGAGACUCAUCGCUGGGAGGAAGCAUUUGCUCUGAGUGAAAAGCAUCCUGAAUUCAAAGAUGAAGUCUAUGUCCCUUAUGCUCAGUGGCUGGCAGAGAGUGAUCGAUUUGAAGAAGCCCAAAAAGCGUUUCACCAGGCCGGCAGGCAGAGGGAGGCCGUGCGGGUGCUGGAGCAGCUCACACACAACGCCGUGCUCGAGAGCCGCUUCAGCGACGCCGCCUAUUAUUACUGGAUGCUCUCCAUGCAGUGCCUGGACAUCGCCCGAGAGAACGAAGGACAGCAGACCGAAAUGUUGCAGAAGUUUCAUCACUUCCAGCAUUUGGCAGAAGUUUACCAUGUCUAUCACUUUAUCCAAAGAUACACUGAGGAGCCUUUCAGCUUCCACUUGCCUGAAACCCUCUUCAAUAUUUCCAGGUUUCUGCUUCACAGCUUAACAAAGGAGACUCCUUUGGGGAUCUCAAAAGUCAAUACAUUAUUGGCCCUGGCAAAGCAGAGUAAAGCUCUUGGUGCAUAUAAAUUGGCUCGUCAUGCCUAUGACAAGCUGCAGGGACUGCAGAUCCCAGACAGGUUCCAGAAAUCUGUUGAGCUGGGCAGCCUGACAAUCCGAUCCAAGCCAUUCCAUGACAGUGAAGAGCUCGUGCCCCUGUGUUACAGGUGCUCCACCAACAACCCCUUGCUGAAUAACCUGGGCAACGUCUGCAUUAACUGCAGGCAGCCUUUCGUCUUCUCGGCCUCCUCCUACGGUGCGUGGGUUUGCAAGCAGAUAAAUGUUAACAGAGUAGAGGUGCUGCAUCUGGUUGAGUUCUAUUUGGAAGAUGGCAUCACGGAUGAAGAAGCUGUAGCUCUCAUUGAUCUUGAAGCUCCAAGAGUGAGUAAAAGAGAGAAUAAAUGGCAAGAGAUGAUGACUGACAAUGUUCAGAGUUUGAAGCUUGAUGACAGUACAGAUAUUAUUGAGGAUGAUGAUCCCUUUACAGCAAAACUGAGCUUUGAGCAGGGAGGCUCGGCCUUCGUGCCGCUGGUGCUGGGCCGCGCCGCGCUGCGCGCCAUGAGCCGCAGGGACGUGCUGAUCAAGCGCUGGCCGCGGCCGCUGCGCUGGCAGUACUACCGCUCGCUGCUGCCCGACGCCUCCGUCACCGUGUGCCCGUCCUGCUUCCAGAUGUUUCACACAGAAGACUAUGAGCUCCUCAUACUCCAGCAUAAUUGUUGUCCAUUCUGUCGGCGGAGAAUAGAUGAGUCAAACCAAUGACAAUGAAGAAAACCAGUCUUUUACCUCAACAACAGACUCCCCUGUUGGCUUGGCAGAACCCUUCUUAGAUCUGUAGAGCUUUCCUAAUAACUUAGUUACAUCAUCUAGUUCCAUUUUGUAUGUAAGAGUGCAACCAAGUUGAAAAAUUGUAACUAUUUUUUUAAAUUAAAACGUCUGUUUUUUGUGACUGUGCUCUGCAUUUUCCAGGCAAGCAGCUGAAGUGCCACAGAAUUUUACAGGAACAUUUCUAGAAUCAAGUUCAGCCUUCAAGUAAUUGGUUUUACUCCAGAUUGUGCUCCUUAACACACACCAGUUAUUGACAGAUCUUCAAAUAAAUGGGACUA